This is a messenger RNA of Perca fluviatilis (European perch), 1310 nucleotides long. RefSeq names its product protein C19orf12 homolog. The record is from RefSeq and is a predicted model, not a curated record. The transcript is spliced from 3 exons. NCBI's taxonomy places the organism in Eukaryota, Metazoa, Chordata, Actinopteri, Perciformes, Percidae. Bases 149 to 574 code for a protein of 141 amino acids.
GGAAGUGGAAGUGGGGCGACUGCCAAUCAAUCCGGGUCCUUCCAUCCGUCAUAUCCAGAGUUUGAGAAAAGCCGAACGCACGCGAAAUCAAAAACUACCGAUUUGCUUGGCACAUUUAGGACAGGACUGAAGGGGUCUCAAUGCAGGGAUGGCUCCACGGAUGGAUGAUGUCAUGCGUCUGUGCUGUGAAUUAUCAGCUCACGAUCAGAUCAAGGUGGCUGUGAAAAGCUCCACCAAAGGAGCCAUGGUGGCAGGAGGAACUGCCUUCGUAGGCGGGCUGCUCGGUGGGCCUCCGGGCAUUGCAGUUGGGGGAGCAGUAGGAGGUCUGCUGGGCAGCUGGCUGACCAGCGGCCAGUUCCGGCCUCUGUUUCAGAUCCUGAUGGAGAUGCCCCCCGCCCAGCAACAGAAGCUCUGCGACCACAUCCAGACCGUCCUGGGGAACCUGAGCUGGAUGGACGCGGCCCAGCUCAUCUCCCUGGUGAUGGGCAACGCCACUCUGCAGCAGCAGGUCACCGCCGCGCUGGUCAGCUACAUCACACAGGAACUCAAAGCAGAGGUGCGCUAUCAAGACUGAGUUCCAGUUCCACACAGACUUCAUAUAUUUUUUUUUCAGGAUGGUCCGGCCUGCCAAACACAACCAGAGUCCUCUGCGACAGGUUUUUGUACUCCAUUGGAAAAACGGAAUCAUGGAUGUUUUACUUUCUCAACUGGGGCAAAUGGAGAAGUUAGCCUUUGCUAUUUUCAGAGUGUGGAAUGUAACCAGGUACAUUCACUCAAGUACUGUAUUAAGUACAAUAUAUAUUUAUUUGGCAGAAUCAGAUUUAUAAAUACAAAAUUUAAAUCAACUAAUAAAUUAUGAGCUAUCAUUAUAUGUUAAGCUACCCAGCAGUAUAUCUGUUAUCCUUUAUCUGCUGUAAUAUUAGAGAUGCUUACGCAGUAAUGAACCGCCAAUUAUAAUCCAGUGAUAUUAUAGAUAUUGUUCUGAAAGAGUACUUUAACUAUCGGUAUUUUGGUAGUUUAUUUUAAUUUCAAUACUUCAGUAAAAGAUCUGAGUACCUUAUCCACCACUGCCUUAACAUGAAAGAAAUCACAGUCCCCAUAGAAAGCUAUCUGCGUUACUCAAUCAUGAAUAAAUACUGACAUUAGCACCAAUUAUGUUUUGUACAACAGAUGCCAAAUUUCCUCUGUUGUUUUUUUUAACUCUGUAAAAUAUCGUGCCUCUGGAUCUCCUUAUUCCCACACUCUGUAUCAGCAUGUUUUAAUGUACAUCUGCUUAGGAACUUCAAAUAAAGUACACUUUUUUUCAGCAA